Daktulosphaira vitifoliae (grape phylloxera) is the source of this 1109-nucleotide messenger RNA. RefSeq names its product zinc finger protein 330 homolog (gene Noa36). The record is from RefSeq and is a predicted model, not a curated record. Gene Ontology annotation, cellular component: nucleus. Gene Ontology annotation, molecular function: zinc ion binding. The transcript has 8 exons. Bases 111 to 1055 code for a protein of 314 amino acids. Lineage: Eukaryota; Metazoa; Arthropoda; Insecta; Hemiptera; Phylloxeridae.
CUAUCGUGACGUGAAUGUGAGCAAGCCAUCAGAAAUUAUUGAAGUUUUUAAAUUAUAAAUCAACUUUAAUAAUUCUUAUAAUUUUAUUAAAAAAUAAAAAUCGCAUCAAUAUGCCAAAAAAAAAAACAGGACAGAGGAAGAAAGCAGAAAAAAUGAGGUUACGACAAAAAGAAAUCAGAUCUGCAAAAGAUAAUCUUGGUCUUGCCAAACAUCCUUGUAAUGCAUCAAUGGAGUGUGAUAAAUGUAAAAAAAAGCAAAAAAAUAGAGCAUUUUGUUAUUUCUGUCAGAAUUUACAACGUUUGCCUCAAUGUGCUAGUUGUGGUAAAAUAAAAUGUCUUAUGAAAUCUGGCGAUUGUGUUGUAAAACAUCCAGGCGUCUUUACUACUGGAAUGGGAUUAGUAGGAGCAAUUUGUGAUUUUUGUGAAGCUUGGGUGUGUCAUGGACGUAAAUGUUUAACGACUCAUGCUUGCAUAUGUCCUUUGCAAGAUGCUGCUUGUACUGAGUGUGAACGUGGAGUAUGGGAUCAUGGUGGAAGAAUAUUUAUGUGUUCAUAUUGUUCGGCAUUUUUAUGUGAAGACGAUCAGUUUGAACACCAAGCCUCAUGCCAAGUUUUAGAAUCAGAAAAUUAUAAAUGCCAAUCGUGUAACAAGUUAGGACAAUAUAGCUGUCUACGAUGUAAAGUUUGUUUUUGUGAUGAGCAUAUUAGGUGUAAACGUUUUAAGUAUUCAGAAAAAGACCGUAAUUAUCCAUGUCCAAAGUGUUCUUAUCCAACAGCAGAAGUCAGUGAUUUAUCAUUAUCAUCUCGAAGUCAUAAAUUUGGACGUCAAACUUAUGAAGAUGACGAAGAUGAUGAUGAUUCAUAUUCCUAUGCUGGUGGUUCAGGGACAUACCAGGGUUAUACAUACAAUGAAGUUGAAUACAGUGAUGACGAUGAUGAUAAUGACGACGAUGAUUAUUCAUAUGAUGAUGAAGAUGAAGAUGAUGAUGAUGAUGAUGAUGAUGAUGAUGAUAACAAUAAUGAUGAUGAAAAAGAAAAAGUUAAAAAUAAAAAAUAACUUUAUUAUUUAUAACCUUUCAAUUAAGAAAUAUAAUUUUUCUUUUUGUUUUUU